Messenger RNA from Suillus bovinus, 779 nucleotides. RefSeq names its product cwf18 pre-mRNA splicing factor-domain-containing protein. The transcript is spliced from 4 exons. The record is from RefSeq and is a predicted model, not a curated record. Gene Ontology annotation, cellular component: U2-type spliceosomal complex; post-mRNA release spliceosomal complex. Lineage: Eukaryota; Fungi; Basidiomycota; Agaricomycetes; Boletales; Suillaceae. The coding region runs from base 14 to 484 and encodes 156 amino acids.
CCUCUCCCCAACCAUGUCCCUGCAGGAGGCCUCAGAUGCUCGAAAAGCGCGUUUGAUCGCCCUAAGAAACCGCAAGGAGGGUAUAUCAAUUGUAUCAAAUGGAGAUUCUGUGCUUCUCAGCAGGAAUUAUGACCCUGAAACAAGGACGUUGAAGAAACACUCAAAAAACGAAGUUCUGACCACAGAUACCAUCGAAAAAGAUGUUGAAGGUGUAGCUGAAAGAAUCAUUGCUGAGGAUGAACGACAGCGUGCCCAAGAACUUGACGUAUUCAACAUCGCCCCGAAACGGCCAAACUGGGACUUGAAGCGCGAAAUGGACAAGAAACUUGCGAAGCUAGAGCGGAAGACUCAAGAAGCAGUCCAUACUCUUAUCCGGCAGAGACUUGCUUCUCAAAAGGGGCAGUCGGACGACAUUCUAGGAGCAAUGAAUGCGCAAGAGAAAGCGUUGGAUGUCGAAGACCAGCCGUCAGACGAGGAUGAAUGAAACAGGUUCUUUCUCUAGCCUGUCCACCGUACCACCUCAUGGUCAUGGAUCUCAGUUCUUCCUCUUGUACAUGAGCUGAAUAUUACCCUAGUACUGUGGCCUCCAUAUGCUCGCAGUUUCGUGCGACAACUAGCACGACCACGUCCAGGCGUGGCUACCUUGCUUUUAUUGAUCACUCCCUUUUAAUGACCAAGAGUUCCGCCAUUUCAUUGAAAGAACUCGAAAUAACGGGCAUGCUCCUUGUACUCUAUACACUCCCUCUGCGAAUUCAAUUGUGGCCGCUGUCCUCAUCAAA